GUGGUCGCGUUCGUGAGCCUCUCGUCUCCCCUCACGCUCCAAAACCGUCCCAAACGGGGUCGAACCCAUCGAUUUCCGCGCAAAAAAAAUUCCCAAAAAUCAAAAAACCCCCCGAGAAGUCGUGCCCCAUCGCCUCCCCAAUUCGACUCGAAAAAUAGUCGUGCAGCGAGCGACUGCCGUGCGGAGGCAUCCAUUCGGUGGCGCAGUUGUGUCUCAACAGUCAAAGCCCCCCAGUCCAUUUGUACACCACCUCAACACCCGUAAAAUGGCGAUAGGCCAGUUGUUAUUUACUCUCAACGCUCCAUUCCCGAUGGAAUAUCAUCAUUAAAUCCUCACCACAAAUACAUCAGACAUAAUCAACGGAUUAAUCAACAACUGGAGGUCAUUUUUCACGAGUGAUUGAAGGUGAUUCUUUCAUGGCCCGCAAGUGCAUAACCACCCGGAGAGUCCCAAAAACCGAGAGAGCAAAAUCAUCGACAAAAUCAUCAGAUAAAAACACGAAGGGAUUGAUGACAACGAAGAUGAUCUAACGGUGUUUGUGUGAAUGUGCAGGAACAUAACCAGUAAAACCCCUUGUAAUUGUGUUGAACAGGUUGUUAUAAUAUGGCACAGUAUUACAAUCUCAUCGCUGAAAACGGUGUUCCUAUUGUGAUUGACGAUGGACAACAGUACUGCACUGUCGAUGGAAAUAUACAAUUUGUUGUGCAGGAUCUCAAUAAUUGUGUCAAUGGGGGUACGAGAUUUGUGACGUAUACACCGGCUGUACAGAACAGUGAACAUAUUUUUACACAGACUGGUGGACAGUUGCAGGGACAAAUUGAACCGAGACAAAGCGUCUACAUAAUAAACACAGAGGACCACAUUUCGCUGCCCGCUCCCUUGAAACCCACAACCCCCCCAGAGACCUCAAACUUCCUGAUAACGGACACUAAGAACCCCAAUGAUCCUCAGGUCCAGUGGGUAACGUUUUCUGACCCCUCGAAAAUGUCUCCAAAGCCUCAGCCCCCGCAGAAGCCCCCCCAGACCCCCCAGUCAACCUCUAAACGCCCCCCAAAACCCAAACAACAGCCGCAGCUUCAGCCAUCCCCCAUCCCACGUCCCAAAAUCCUCCCCCCAAAGCCCUCCCCGCGUUCGCCGAUUCAUCCAGAUCCUCAAAAGCCCCUCAAAGCCUUGGGGCCACCCCCCCUCCCAAAAACUGCAACCCCUCUCGCUAAACCACAGACCCCCCUCCCAAAACCCUCAACCCCCCUGACGAAGCCCCCUACCCCAGCCCUCAAAAACACUCCCCUCCAGCCCCUCAACAAAGGGGCCCAGACCCUAGGCAGUUACUCGGACAUGGGUUUUCUCUCCGAGAGAAUAAAACAAGCGAGAAAUUCCCAUGGAAGAUCUCCGCAACCCCCACCUGCCGCUGCAAAACCAAUCCUCACCCCUCAAAAGUCUCCAACUCCCCCUAGACCACCUCAAAAGCAGAUAGAGCCACCCCCUGAACAGAUGGAGAUCGAUACAUCGACUCAAAACUCAUCGGAAACUGACGCUGGAUCGGAAUCGAUAGCUUAUCUCCAGCAGACGAUCACACAUCCUCAUCAAACCAUUGUUCAGGAUCAGAUCAAGGGCAAUACUGUCAAGAUGCUGGUGGUACUGCCAACGGGGGAGCAACGGUUGAUCACUUUUGACAUACCUAAUGAGGAGUGCACGGUUCAGGAUUUGUUGGAGCAGGCUAACAUUCCUCCGAAUGGUGAGACCACCGUAUCCCUCGUAAAAGACCCCAUCCUCCACAUAAACUACAUCGUCGAGAGUGGUGAAGGUGGUGUAAUCUCAAUGGUAGUAGACUCACAAGAUUCCCCCGACGAGGCAAUGAGUGACUACGUCUCCUCCGACUGUUCCCAAGGUAUUACCAACCUCGACGAAAGCAACUCCUCCUCCGAAGACCGUAAAUUCAUUGAAAAUCAGUUGGCAGUCUGUCCCCACUGCGGCUGUUGCUCCAUGGACUUCAACAAAUGCGCCAGAUGCAAGACAAAACUCCCGGAUAAUCCCAAGACAGUGCCGCUGUUGGACAAUCAGAAGAAGGAAGCCCUCAUACCAAUCGACAACUUCUACCCCCGAAAGAAGACCGAGACCCUCAGCAAAGAAGUGAAGAAGCCAAAGGGUCGACUGGCCAAACCCAUCAACUCCAAGACAAAAGCUCUCAUCAGGGAACCCGAGUGUCUGACCCUGUCCUCAGACGACGAAGACGAGAAUCCCGCCAAGAAGUCCAAGAAGAACGACUGCAUGAAGCUGUCACAGCUGCUCAUCAGCAGAGGCUCACAUCCCGAUGAACUCGUCCCAAUAUCGGACAAGGAACCCAUCAUAACGAGCACGUCGAAAUCAUCAGAUACAUCGCUGGACGACAGCACCACCUUGGACAACAUGACAAGCGUCAUCAGCACUUCAUUGUCUUGUAGAACCGUGCGAAUAGGCUCAUACAAGUACGUCCCCCACGAGAAAGUAAUCGUCAACUCAUCAGGGCUCAUCCUUUCAGUGCCCCUUCUGGAAGACGACAAGAAGACCGUCUCCAUUCACGUCAUGAUGUCAUCAAUAGUCAAAGUGCUCAUUCACUUCGGCAAGGGAAUGCCAGUCCUCUUUUUCUACACAUCAGUGAAAUCCGGUGAGCAAAUUCGUGGAGUCCUGGGGAUGCAGGACCCCAUCGGACCUUACUACGACCCAGCAGGCAAGGAUCACACACACAAGCGUAUCACCCUGCUGCCCGAGAAGAUAUCAGAGGAGUCCAAGAACAUCCUGAAGCAGCUGUUCCACCAGAAUAAUCUCUGCGAAGAACUCAAUUCAAAGGAAGCCAAUGACAUCCUGGUGAAGGCCUCCCCCAAGGACAACCUCCAGAAUCCGAGGAGAGUCUCGACGACAUCUGGGACCAAUGGAGUUGUCGAGAAGAUCACAGUGUAUCCACCACCUCCAGCGAAAGGGGGGAUAGCCCUCAAUACUGAGGACUACGCCUGCCUCGGAGAGGAUCAGUUCCUCAACGACGCCAUCAUCGACUUCUACCUGAAGUAUCUCACCCUGGAGAGACUGUCCGAGGAGGACGCCAGCAGGACUCACGUCUUCAGCUCGUACUUCUACAAGAGAUUAACCUCCCCUACACAAUCAGGUGACACUGCCAAUGUGUCACCAGCUGUCAAGCGACACGCCAGGGUCCAGAAGUGGACGAAGAACGUAAACAUCUUCGAGAAGGACUUUGUGGUGAUACCCAUCAAUGAACACGCCCAUUGGUUCCUGGCGAUCAUCUGUUUCCCGGGGCUUGUGGGUGUUGUUAGUCCUCCGAAAGGGCCUGCGAACGCUGAGAAGGUCAAGAAGAGGGUGAUGGAAGGCUCGGGGAAGGGCGAUAAGGUUAAACUUCAGAGUGUGACCAUUGGGAGCACCACCAUCACACCGGUGACAACUGUUACCAAGGAGGCUACCACCAUCACCCUGGACCCAGCUGACGAUCUCAGUGAGAGGGACGAGGCUGAGGGCGAUGACGAGGAGCUCAUGGAGACCAGUGACGAGGAGGGGAAGGACGAGGAGGAGGAGGGCAAGGGCGACGAGAGGGUCAAGGUAAAGGCCGAGGUCAAGGAGGAGAUCAAGGAGGAGCCCGAGGAGAUCCAGAAGAUCCCUUGCAUUCUGAUCUUUGACUCGCUGGCGGGACCUGGCAGGGCUCGGGUUGUCGCCACACUCAGGGAUUAUCUCAGCUGCGAGUAUCAGGCGAAAAUGGGAAAGGAGAAGGUCUUCUCCAGGGACACCAUCAAGGGCGCCUGUCCCAAGGUACCCCAGCAAUCAAACUUCACGGAUUGUGGUCUCUAUGUUCUCCAGUAUGUUGAGUCGUUCUUUGAGACGCCUAUCCAGAAUUACCGACUGCCGAUAAAGACACUCAAGAAUUGGUUCGAGGAGAUUAUCGUCACCAGGAAGAGGGAGGAAAUCUCCAAGCUCGUUGUCAAGCUUAUGCUCGCGGACAAGGGGGAUAGGAAUAUUGUACUGCCUGUUGUGCAAUUUCCCACUGUUGAGGGGAAGCUCAGGCCCAGGACUGAGGCCGAGAAGAAGGAGGAGAGGAGGGCCAAGGAGGAGGAGAAGGAGAAGGAGGAGAAGACUACUACUACAACUACUUUUGUGCUGGUGCCUGCUGCUGGGGUUGUCAAUUCUGAUGGAAAUGUCGAGUUGACGCUCAGUGGAGUUGACAAGGCCAAAUUGCCGGCAGGUCCUCAAAUGUCAUUUCUACGAACGAAAAGAAUUCCGAGGCUGCUGCGAGAAUCACCAAGCCAAACGAAUGAAGUAUCAGCUAAGAAGCACAAGGGAGACAAUGAUUCCUGUAAAUAAUUUAUUGAUAAAAGGAUAAAGAAGGAUAAACAUUUGUUUUCAUUACCAUUUUUUUAUAUAAAUGAAUCACAAUUUAGUCAAAGCAUUCUUAAACUUAAUGAAAGAUACAGUUGAUAAUAAGUGAACAUGAUGAUGUGUCGGUGGAAAUACGUUUUACCUAUGUAACAAAGUAUGUAGUUAGUUACUUGAUAAGGUGAAUAAAAUCAUUAAGAUUCAAUCUUCUCAAUAAAA
This is a messenger RNA of Diachasma alloeum, 4572 nucleotides long. RefSeq lists its product as uncharacterized. Gene Ontology annotation, cellular component: cytoplasm; nucleus. The coding region runs from base 604 to 4341 and encodes 1245 amino acids. Gene Ontology annotation, molecular function: SUMO-specific endopeptidase activity. The transcript has 6 exons. The record is from RefSeq and is a predicted model, not a curated record. Gene Ontology annotation, biological process: protein desumoylation. NCBI's taxonomy places the organism in Eukaryota, Metazoa, Arthropoda, Insecta, Hymenoptera, Braconidae.